Messenger RNA from Phacochoerus africanus (Common warthog), 2409 nucleotides. It is a transcript of the gene VWA1, whose product is annotated as von Willebrand factor A domain containing 1. Gene Ontology annotation, biological process: translation. The record is from RefSeq and is a predicted model, not a curated record. NCBI's taxonomy places the organism in Eukaryota, Metazoa, Chordata, Mammalia, Artiodactyla, Suidae. Gene Ontology annotation, molecular function: structural constituent of ribosome; protein binding. The transcript is spliced from 3 exons. Bases 68 to 1393 code for a protein of 441 amino acids. Gene Ontology annotation, cellular component: ribosome.
GCGCCCCGCAGCUCAGGAGCGAGCGAGCGGCGAGCGGAGGCAGAGCGCAGCCCUCCCGUCGCGCGCGAUGCUGCCCUGGACGGUGCUCGGCCUGGCCCUGAGCCUGCGGCUGGCGCGGAGCGGCGCGGAGCGUGGCCCCCCGACAUCCGCCCCCCAGGGGGACCUGCUGUUUCUGUUGGACAGCUCGGCCAGCGUGUCUCAUUAUGAGUUUUCCCGAGUUCGGGAGUUUUUGGGGCGGCUGGCAGCCCUGCUGCCCCUGGGCCCUGGGGCCCUGCGUGCCAGCCUGGUGCAUGUGGGCAGCCGGCCACACACCGAGUUCCCCUUCGGCCAGCACAGCUCCGGCUCGGCCGUCCAGGAUGCCAUACGCGCUGCAGUCCAGCGCAUGGGUGACACCAACACUGGCCUGGCGCUGGCAUACGCCAAGGAGCAGCUGUUUGCCAAGGAGGCGGGGGCCCGGCCAGGGGUGCCCAAGGUGCUGGUGUGGGUGACAGACGGCGGCUCCAGCGACCCCGUGGGGCCCCCCAUGCAGGAGCUGAAGGACCUGGGCGCCACUGUCUUCAUCGUCAGCACCGGCCGCGGCAACCUCCUGGAGCUGUCGGCCGCCGCCUCGGCCCCCGCCGAGAAGCACCUGCACUUCGUGGACGUGGAUGACCUGCACAUUAUCACCCCCGAGCUGAGGGCCUCCAUUCUCGAUGCGAUGUGGCCGCAGCAGCUCCGGGCCUCUGAGAUCACGUCCAGCGGCUUCCGUCUGGCCUGGCCGCCCCUACUGACCACCGACUCCGGCUACUACGUGCUGGAGCUGGCGCCCAGCGCCGAGCCGAGGACCGCGCGCCGCCAGCAGCUGCCAGGGAACGCCACGGGCUGGACCUGGGCCGGCCUCGACCCCGACACGGACUACGACGUGGCGCUGCUGCCGGAGUCCAACGUGCGGCUCUUGGGGCCCCAGCGCCUGCGGGUGCGCACGCUGCCAGGUCAGGCGGGGCGCCGGGGGCGUGGGCCCGGGAGGGCGGCGGGCGCUGCCCGCUCCUGCUCGCUCACGGGCGCUUCCCCCGCAGAGGAGACCGGGCCGGAGCGCAUCGUCGUCUCGCACGCCAGGCCGCGCAGUCUGCGCGUGAGCUGGGCCCCGGCGCUGGGUCCGGCCGCCGCGCUCGGCUACCACGUGCAGGUCGGGCCCCUGCUGGGCGGCGCGGCGCAGCGCGUGGAGGUGCCCGCGGGCCGCAACAGCACCACGCUGCAGGGCCUGGCUCCCGGCACCGCCUACCUGGUGACCGUGACGGCCUCCUUCCGCUCGGGCCGCGAGAGGGCGCUGUCGGCCAAGGCCUGCACGCCCGACGGCGAGCGCAGCCGCGCCCUGCGCCCCCCGCCGCCGGGGGCCGGGGGCCGGGAGCCGUGAGCCUGCCGCGCCCGCGCACCCGAGGGCCCCCUUCUCCCGAGCCCGGUGGGGGAGGCGCCCGCCGCCGAAACCGCAGUCUUGGGAUGCUGGCCGGCCUUUGGCCCGCGGGACCCCCGCGGCAGGAGGGCGCCCUGCUCCAGCGUCUGCCCUCGCCUGAUUGUCCGCUGCCGCUCAGGCGGCAGCGCAUGUCGUCGCGACCCCCAUCCCCUGCCUGGCCCGGAGCGGGGCGCUCGGUGGCGUCCUUUGAGCAGGAUUUAGCGGGGAGAUGGACAAGGAGUCAGGGGCCCGAUGAGCACUCAGACCCUGGAGGGCUCUGGGCCCAGGACUGCAGGGCCUCUGGGCAGCCCGGCCUCCUACUUGUGUUAAGGGCCAGAACCUCUGGUGGCAAAGUCUAGCAUCCGUUUGAGGGAGUGUGGUCUAGGUGGCAGCUCUGAGUCCCCAUGGGCCACUCAGGUCCUGGAUGUUGAUAGGUGGAUGGGGGAGGGAAGGAGCUGGCUCUGGUCAGGUCCACGGCCUCCUGGAGGGGACAGGGUCUGGAAAGGGGAGGGAGGAGCGAGGGCAGUGGGCAGCAGCCAGGUGGGCUGCAGAGGCUGUCUUCGCCAGGACGCGCAGGUGGCGUGGGGCAGUGUUUGCUGGGAAGUGGCCCUGCCUUCCUAGCCCAGAUGGCCACCGGGACACAGAGGGCACCUUUGGGGAGGACUCUGGAGAUCGGAAGGCGUGAAGGCCAGCACUCGCAAGGAGCCGUCCCCGCUUCUGGGUGGAGAGCUUCUGUGGUGGGGACAGUGACCAACAGGGUUCCUUCCCCUGGGGGCUGCACUCCGGCACGUCUCUGCAGCGUCUCCUGAUCACAGCUCCUGUCCCUCGUCACCAUCCGGGGGCCACCAGACAAGUCCAAGGACAGGCAGCAUUGCUCCCCCUCAGGCCUGCCAGGCGCCUCCUCUGCCUGCACUGAGCGCUCACCGUGCCCCUUCCCACUAACACCCACUGACCACACAGUAAAUUGGAUGUAAACAGCG